AUGCGUACAUCUCUUACUCUCGCGUCCAUCGCAAUCGCGACUGGCGCCAACGCUUGGGGUGCCGCACAAUGCUUCUCCCAGAAGUGGGCGCUCGCGAAUUUCACCAGCCUUGUGGCCUUCGGUGACAGCUACACGGACGACUCGCGUCUUGGCUACUUCAUCUCCCACAAUGGCAGCGCGCCUCCAGUUGGCUACAACAACCCAGUGAGCUACCAUGCGGCAGACGGCGGUCGGACGUGGGUCGAGUACGUGAAGCAGUACACUGGCGCCAAUCUGUACAACUACGCUGUUAGCGGUGCGGUCUGCAGCAAUAGCAUUACGCCAAGGUGGUUCAGCGCCAUUAAUGCUCCUUUCCCGGAUAUCGCUGGCUACGAGCUGCCGGCAUACUUGAACGACAGCCAGUAUUACUACCCCAACGGUACCAAAUUCAUGAACAACCCGUCCGAUGGCACUGUGUAUGCUAUCUGGAUCGGUACGAACGACCUUGGAUACGCGGCGUUGAUCCAGGACGAGCAGGUGGCUGGCACAAACAUUACUACCUACGUUGACUGCGUCUACGACCAGCUGUCGCGUGUGUACGCCAACGGUGGCAGGUUCUUCGUCAUUCUGAAUGUGGCGCCGUUGAACUUGGCGCCCGAAUACGGCAUUCCAGGCCAGGGCGGUGUAGGACCGAACCAGUACUGGCCGGACAAGUCGGGCAACCUCACCGAGAUCUCCGAGCGGAUGUUGGAGCAAGUGGUGACUGUGAACUCCAUCUACGACUACAGGACGCCAUUUGAGGUUGAGAUUGCGCGAAGGUAUCCGGGUGCCAGCUUUGCGGUGUUCAAUGUGCAUGACCUGAUGCAAGACAUCCACGACAACCCGACCGUGUACCUCAACGGUACCGCGCCGCUCAACGUCACGGGGGUCGUCAACGCGUGCAACGCCACGGGCGGUAACUGUGUGGCGAGCCCGAGCCCCGAUAGCUUCAUGUGGUACGACGAGCUUCAUCCAUCAGAGCAGGUUGAGCGGGUGGUUGCAAGAACGUUUGUCGAUGUUGUCAGCGGUGUCAGCAGUUUCGCCACUUACUGGUCGAGUUAA
Molecule: messenger RNA, 1080 nt
Organism: Baudoinia panamericana UAMH 10762
Lineage: Eukaryota; Fungi; Ascomycota; Dothideomycetes; Mycosphaerellales; Teratosphaeriaceae
Product: carbohydrate esterase family 16 protein
Exons: 3
Coding region: 1-1080 (359 amino acids)
Molecular function (GO): hydrolase activity, acting on ester bonds
Source: RefSeq, a predicted model, not a curated record